This is a messenger RNA of Dracunculus medinensis (Guinea worm), 654 nucleotides long. The record is from the annotation of a GenBank genome assembly. NCBI's taxonomy places the organism in Eukaryota, Metazoa, Nematoda, Chromadorea, Rhabditida, Dracunculidae.
AUGCCACCAAAACCGUCAGCGAAGGGAGCGAAAAAGGCGGCAAAGUCGCAGAAGGUUCGUUCGGGUGAUAAAAAGCGUCGUUUGCGUCGUAAGGAGUCGUAUUCAGCUUACAUUUAUCGGGUGUUGAAGCAAGUCCACCCGGACACUGGGAUUUCUGGAAAAGCAAUGUCGAUCAUGAAUUCAUUCGUUAACGACGUAUUUGAACGAAUUGCUGCUGAAGCAAGCCGUCUUGCUCAUUACAAUAAGCGUUCAACAAUCUCGUCACGUGAAAUCCAAACGGCUGUACGCUUAAUCCUUCCUGGUGAAUUAGCUAAACACGCGCUGCGAUCGUAUUGGAGUGUGAUGUCAGGCCGCGGUAAAGGUGGCAAAGGUCUUGGUAAGGGAGGCGCUAAGCGUCAUCGUAAAGUUCUUCGAGAUAAUAUCCAAGGUAUAACGAAGCCUGCCAUACGUCGACUUGCGCGUCGUGGUGGUGUUAAACGAAUUUCUGGUUUAAUCUAUGAAGAAACCCGUGGUGUGCUGAAAGUAUUCCUUGAAAAUGUUAUCCGUGAUGCUGUUACAUAUUGUGAACAUGCGAAGAGGAAAACCGUCACUGCUAUGGACGUCGUCUAUGCAUUAAAACGUCAGGGCCGUACGCUUUACGGUUUUGGUGGUUAA